AUGGCCAAAAAAUAUGAGGGACCUGCUAUUGGAAUCGACCUUGGCACGACUUAUUCAUGUGUUGCUGUAUGGCAAGAGCAAAACAACCGAGCAGAGAUUAUCCACAAUGAACAAGGAAACAGAAUCACACCUUCUUUUGUUGCUUUUACUGAUUCUCAAAGGUUGAUUGGCGAUGCUGCUAAAAACCAAGCUGCUUCAAAUCCAGCCAACACUAUAUUUGAUGCAAAGAGGUUAAUUGGAAGGAAAUACAGUGAUAUCACUAUUCAGAAUGAUUUACUGUUGUGGCCCUUUAAGGUCAUUGGUUUUAAUGACAACCCAAUGAUCCUUGUUAAUUACAGAGGUGAAGAAAAAAGCUUUUCACCAGAGGAAAUAUCAUCUAUGAUCCUCACGAAAAUGCGGGAGGUCGCAGAGAAAUUUUUGGAGACACCUAUUAAAAAUGCAGUGGUUACAGUUCCAGCCUAUUUCAACGAUUCUCAGCGAAAAGCCACCAUAGAUGCUGGUACCAUUGCAGGCUUGAACGUAAUGCGGAUAAUCAAUGAACCAACUGCUGCUGCCCUUGCAUAUGGCCGCCUUCAAAAAAUACCUCAUUGUGUUGAAGAUAGAAACGUUUUCAUCUUUGAUCUUGGUGGUGGAACUUUUGAUGCAUCUCUCCUCAGAAUUAAGAAUAAUGUAUUUCAUGUUAAGGCUGUUGCUGGAGACACUCACCUCGGAGGAGAGGACUUUGACAACAUAAUGAUGAAUCACUUCGUAGAGGAGAUCAAGAGGAAGAACAAAGUGGACAUAAGUGGAAACCCAGGAUCUUUGAGGAGGCUACGAACUAGCUGCAAGAGGGCGAAAAGGAUCCUUUCUUUUUCCGAGAAUUGA
Molecule: messenger RNA, 864 nt
Organism: Lathyrus sativus (Indian pea)
Lineage: Eukaryota; Viridiplantae; Streptophyta; Magnoliopsida; Fabales; Fabaceae
Source: the annotation of a GenBank genome assembly